Pongo pygmaeus (Bornean orangutan) is the source of this 5261-nucleotide messenger RNA. RefSeq names its product poly(ADP-ribose) polymerase family member 15 (gene PARP15). Gene Ontology annotation, molecular function: transcription corepressor activity; NAD+ poly-ADP-ribosyltransferase activity. NCBI's taxonomy places the organism in Eukaryota, Metazoa, Chordata, Mammalia, Primates, Hominidae. The record is from RefSeq and is a predicted model, not a curated record. Gene Ontology annotation, cellular component: cytoplasm; nucleus. Gene Ontology annotation, biological process: negative regulation of gene expression; protein poly-ADP-ribosylation.
UAAUCUUCAUGAUAAUAACAUGAAAUAGUUAUGGCUGUGCCCACUGUACAGAUGCUAUUGACUGAGGCUACACAACUAAUAAAAUUGCAGACCUCAGGGUUUUGACCCAGGGUUUGUCUGGCAGCAACGUCUGUCCCAAAGGGCGACACAAUCCUGAGGCAGCUGUUUGCAAACUCGAGGCCUCAGUCUUUGACGGAAGCGGUUUUCAGAGAAAAGAAAGCGGUUUUCAGAGAAAUGAAGUUCGAGGCACAACCCUGUUGGGUGGGGCGCACCUGCAAUCCCGGCGAGCUGAGGAUGGCUGCGCCAGGCCCUCCUCCCGCCGCUGCUGUGAGUCCAGGGGCUCCGACCCCCAAAGAAUUAACGCACGGAGUUGCAGGUGUUACUUCCAGAGCCCGACGAGAUCGGGAGGCGGGGAGCGUGCGGCCGGCCGGGAACCGUAGGGCGCGUAAGGCCUCCCGGCGCUCUUCCUCCGGGAGUAUGUGCAGAGACAACAAGUUCAGCAAGAAAGAUUGUCUUUCAAUCAGGAAUGUUGUAGCUUCAAUCCAAACCAAAGAAGGUCUGAAUCUCAAGUUGAUAAGUGGAGAUGUUCUGUACAUCUGGGCCGAUGUCAUUGUCAACAACGUUCCCAUGAAUCUUCAGCUUGGAGGAGGACCACUAUCUCGGGCAUUUUUGCAGAAAGCUGGUCCCAUGCUCCAGAAAGAGUUAGAUGACAGAAGGCGGGAAACAGAGGAAAAAGUGGGUAACAUAUUCAUGACAAGCGGCUGCAAUCUGGACUGCAAAGCUGUGCUCCAUGCUGUGGCUCCAUACUGGAAUAAUGGAGCAGAGACUUCUCGGCAGAUCAUGGCAAAUAUAAUCAAGAAAUGUUUGACAACUGUAGAAGUGCUAUCUUUCUCAUCAGUCACAUUUCCCAUGAUGGGAACAGGAAAUUUGCAGUUUCCCAAAGCUGUUUUUGCUAAGCUAAUCCUUUCAGAAGUGUUCGAAUACAGUAGCAGCGCAAGGCCAAUAACUAACCCUUUACAAGAAGUCCACUUUCUGGUAUAUACAAAUGACGAUGAAGGCCGUCAGGCAUUUUUAGAUGAAUUCACUAACUGGUCAAGAAUAAAUCCCAACAAGGCCAGGAUUCCCAUGGCAGGAGAUACCCAAGGUGUGGUCGGGACUGUCUCUAAGCCUUGUUUCACAGCAUAUGAAAUGAAAAUUGGUGCAAUUACUUUUCAGGUUGCUACUGGAGAUAUAGCCACUGAACAGGUAGAUGUUAUUGUAAACUCAACAACAAGGACAUUUAAUCCGAAAUCAGGUAUGUCAAAAGCUAUUUUAAAAGGUGCUGGAAAAGCUGUAGAAAAUGAAUGUGCUGUACUAGCUGCACAGCCUCACAGAGAUUUUAUAAUUACACAAGGUGGAUGCUUAAAGUGCAAAAUAAUAAUUCAUGUUCCUGGGAGAAAUGAUGUCAGGAAAACGGUCACCAGUGUUCUAGAAGAGUGUGAACAGAGGAAGUACACAUCGGUUUCCCUUCCAGCCAUCGGAACAGGAAAUGCCAGAAAAAACCCAAUCACAGUUGCUGAUAACAUAAUCGAUGCUAUUGUAGACUUCUCAUCGCAACAUUCCACCCCAUCAUUAAAAACAGUUAAAGUUGUCAUCUUUCAACCUGAGCUGCUAAAUGUAUUCUACGACAGCAUGGAAAAAAGAGACCUCUCUGCAUCACCGAACUUUCAGUCCACAUUCUCCAUGACUACAUAUAAUCUUCCUGAAAACUGGACUGACAUGAAUCAUCAGCUGUUUUGCAUGGUCCAGCUAGACCCAGGACAAUCAGAAUAUAAUACCAUAAAGGACAAGUUCACCCAAACUUGUUCUUCCUAUGCAAUAGAGAAGAUUGAGAGGAUACAGAAUGCAUUUCUCUGGCAGAGCUACCAGGUAAAGAAAAGGCAAAUGGAUAUCAAGAAUGUCUAUAAGAACAAUGAGAGACUCCUCUUCCAUGGGACAGAUGCAGACUCAGUGCCACAUGUCAAUCAGUAUGGCUUUAAUCGAAGUCAUGCUGGGAAGAAUGCUGUAUCCUAUGGAAAAGGAACCUAUUUUGCUGUGGAUGCCAGUUAUUCUGCCAAGGACACCUACUCCAAGCCAGACAGCAAUGGAAGAAAGCACAUGUACGUUGUGCAAGUACUUACUGGAGUCUUCACAAAGGGAUGUGCAGGAUUAGUCACCCCUCCACCCAAGAAUCCUCACAAUCCCACAGAUCUCUUUGACUCAGUGACAGACAAUACACAGUCUCCAAAGCUAUUUGUGGUAUUCUUUGAUAAUCAGGCCUACCCAGAAUAUCUCAUAACUUUCACGGGUUAAAAAUAUUUUUAUCAUCAAAGAGAUGAUUUAAGUCAUCUGUAAGAACAACAUGCAAUCUUUGUCUUUGCUUUUGGCUUGUGUAAGAAGAUGAAAGUUUCCCUUUUAGGUGCCAAAAUGCUGAAAAUUACCUUUUUAAAAUGCUCUAUUGCUGCAAUUUGUAGCAUACCUUUUUUUCUCAGCAAAUUGAUGGGUGGAAGCUGAGAAAUGUAUGGUAAAUGUCACAGAGCUACAACUAUUCACAGACACCAAAUCUCUAGUAGAAUAAAAAGCACAUUGUUCUUUUUCUAUCGGAAAAAAACAAGAUACAUCACCUUAAAGCCAAGAUGACAUUGUUCUUCUUGGAACAUGUUAAGACAUUGAACGGUGGCGGGUUAAACUGUACUACUUAAGUGGAGCGGCUACUGUUAUGCAUCUAUCACAGUUGGGGAUUUUGCCUUAUUAAGGAAAACUUGUCAAUAGUUCAGCUGAAAUGACUGAAUCACAGAAUAUUAACUCUGUUAUGGAACAAAUCAUAACAGAUUUUACCUGUUUACAUGUCAGGUAAAAAUGUAUUGCAUUGUUGUCUAAUAUGUAAAAAAUUACCCCCAAUUUUAGUGACUUAAUCCCACACAGUCUUUAUGGGUCAGGAAUUCAGGCAUGGCUUACCGGGAUCAUUCUGCUAGGGUCGCUCUGAAGUUACAGACAAGAUGUCAGAGGAUGUGGUCGUUUGAAGGCUUGUCUGGGCUGGAGGUCUAUUUCCAAGGUGAAUCACUCACAUACCUGGCACGUUUCUGUCAGGUAUUGGCAGUCCGCAGUUCCUCUCCUCUCAGGCCUCUCCACAGGCUGCUUGAGUGUCCUCAUGACACAACAGUUGGCUUACUCCAGAGUGAGCAACUCAAGAGAGAGCAAGGCAGAAGCUACCAAAUCUUUAUGAUUGAAGUCAUACACCAUCUUUUCCACGAGUAUUCUGUUGAUUAUUUUGAUCAGCUUGUUCAGUCUGGGAGGGAAUUACACAAGGGCAUGAAUACUCCACUGGCAAGGAUCAUUGGGGGCCAUCUUGGAAGCUGUGUGAAUGAGCAAAUGAAUGCACAGAUAGAAUGUUAGCAGUGAAAGUGAUGCUAGAGGUCACCUACCCCACUGUCCUCUUGUCCUUCUCCCCCAACCCUCCCCUGCUCCCAGGCAAGAAGCCCUCUAGCCUCUGCUUGAUCCCUUUUAGCACUCAACAUCUUCAGGGAAGCUAUUCUGCUGUGGGACAGUGUUAAUUAGUGGAAAACUCUUUUUCGAAAGUUGAAUGCUCUGUGUCUGUUACCUGCUGAUCACUGUCCAGACUUCUGGAGGACACAGAACAAGUUUUAUUCCUCUUACUGAUGGUAGCCUUUCAGAUCCAUCCCUUCCCUCCAGCAUAUUAGAGUUACGUAAAUUCUUAAAAUGCUUAGCAGCUCAUUUAUCUUGAAGCAUCACUUUUGAAGAGUUACAGACAUUUAAGAAGUAUUUACAUUAUCAUAAAUAAAUUACAUGCGCAUUUAAAGAGAACAGAAGAAUAUAAAGAAAAAUAACUCACCAAACUCACUCAUAAUUCUAGCACUAAGGGAAAACCACUGCCAGUUUCUCAUGUCUCCCUUCCAGUUUCUUCUCUGACCAAAUUCAACAAAGUCAAAAUCACAUUUUGUUCAGUCACAAAUCGUAUAAUAUUAUUUCUACCAUUUUUCUUUUUUUAAUCUUUUUUUUAUUAUACUUUAAGUUUUAGGGUACAUGUGCACAACGUGCAGGUUAGUUACAUAUGUAAACAUGUGCCAUGUUGGUGUGCUGCACCCAGUAACUCCUCAUUUAACAUUAGGUAUAUCUCCAAAUGCUAUCCCUCUCCCCUCUCCCCACCCCACAACAGGCCCCGGUGUGUGAUGUUCCCCUUCCUGUGUCCACGUGUUCUCAUUGUUCAGUUCCCACCUAUGAGUGAGAACAUGUGGUGUUUGUUUUUUUGUCCUUGCAAUAGUUUGCUGAGAAUGAUGGUUUCCAGCUUCAUCCAUGUCCCAACAAAGGACAUGAACUCAUCAUUUUUUAGUGCUGCAUAGUAUUCCAUGGUGUAUAUGUGCCACAUUUUCUUAAUCCAGUCUAUCGUUGUUGGACAUUUGGGUUGGUUCCAAGUCUUUGCUAUUGUGAAUAGUGCUGCAAUAAACAUACGUGUGCAUGUGUCUUUAUAGCAGCAUGAUUUAUAGUCCUUUGAGUAUAUACCCAGUAAUGAGAUGGCUGGGUCAAAUUGUAUUUCUAGUUCUAGAUCCCUGAGGAAUCGCCACACUGACUUCCACAAUGGUUGAACUAGUUUACAGUCCCACCAACAGUGUAAAAGUGUUCCUAUUUCUUCACAUCCUCUCCAGCACCUGUUGUUUCCUGACUUUUUAAUGACCGCCAUUCUAACUGGUGUGAGAUGGUAUCUCAUUGUGGUUUUGAUUUGCAUUUCUCUGAUGGUCAGUGAUGAUGAGCAUUUUUUCAUGUGUCUUUUGGCUGCAUAAAUGUCUUCUUUUGAGAAGUGUCUGUUCAUAUCCUUCGUCCACUUUUUGAUGGGGUUGUUUUUUUCUUGUAUAUUUGUUUGAGUUCAUUGUAGAUUCUGGAUAUUAGCCCUUUGUCAGAUGAGUAGAUUGCAAAAAUUUUCUCCCAUUCUGUAGGUUGCCUAUUCACUCUGAUGAUAGUUUCUUUUGCUGUGCAGAAGCUCUUUAGUUUAAUUAGAUCCCAUAUUUCUACCAUUUUUCAUUAAACAUUACAAGUUGUCCUCUUGUGUUCUUAUUUUUUCUGUAAACAUAAUUUUAAUGGCAGAGUUAUUCUGCUUUAUAUCUUUUCCCUAUUUUUAUGUAUAUAAAAUUAUAAAGUUUUAAAAACUGUAAUCAUCGUUAUUUAUAGUUUAAUAAUCAGUUUCGUCUUGCAGUGUAUCAUUUUCCUCAUCAUUAAAUAUUUUACAU